Molecule: messenger RNA, 5350 nt
Organism: Mus caroli (Ryukyu mouse)
Lineage: Eukaryota; Metazoa; Chordata; Mammalia; Rodentia; Muridae
Source: RefSeq, a predicted model, not a curated record
GGAAGGAUGUUCUGCGACUCGCAGGCUUGUUGUCUGAAGCUAGGAUGGAAAGUCACAGCCUGCAGGCCGGAUUGAGUCGCGGGAAGCUGCUGGGUCCCUGCCUGGCGCUCUCCGGGUGUGUCCAUUGAAUUGUGGUGGGCUGGUCCCCAGCGCGGGAACCCAAGCGCCACUGCCAGAAGCUUAGCCCCGGCUGGCUCGCUCCUAGGCUAGCCAAAACCUGGAGGGUAGGACAGAACCUUUCCUGCCCACACCCAUCACCCGAGGAUGGCAGGACCAGGCGCGGCAUAGCAGCGGGAGAAGCCCAGAGACCCGCUCGUCCAGUUUAUUCACGAGGCAUCGAGCGGACUUCGCCCUCCGGACAGCUCCGAGUCCCAGGAAGAACCGAACCAAACUCAUCCUGGGAGACCGACUUAGGGCCAAGCCGGUAUUCUGCCGGGGUGCAGGGGACAGACAGACUCGAACCCUGCUGGGUGUGCACGCGUGCGAGCGUGCCUCCGGGCAUCCCGCACACCCUCAGUCCCGUGUGCCGACACUCCUCGGGGAGGAGGGAGUGGCAGCCACCAGACUGAAGGAAAGCGAGGGACACCUCACAAAGUGACGCCCCCAACAGGUCCGGAUUUGGUACUGGAAGCGGCAGAAAUCCGGACCUCCCCGGGCCUGCUCCGCACACCCCGCCGCCCCCGCCCGGAGCCCCGACUCUCGACAAGUCCGCCCCCCCGGGGCGCCCCGUCGGCUGCGGGUUUCCUCCUGCAGACCUGUCCGCGCACAUGAAGCCGCUGCCCCCGCCGCAGGCGCCAGCGCCCCCCUCGCGGUGCCCGUGGUGAUGCCAUGCCCCGCCACCACGCGGGAGGAGAGGAGGGCGGUGCCGCCGGGCUCUGGGUGAGGAGCGGCGCGGCGGCGGCGGCAGGCGCGGGUGGGGGGCGCCCGGGCAGCGGCAUGAAGGAUGUGGAGUCCGGCCGCGGCAGGGUGCUGCUGAACUCGGCGGCCGCCAGGGGCGACGGCCUGCUGUUGCUCGGCACCCGCGCGGCGGCGCUCGGCGGAGGCGGCGGCGGCUUGAGAGAGAGCCGCCGGGGCAAGCAGGGGGCCCGAAUGAGCCUGCUGGGGAAGCCGCUCUCCUACACCAGCAGCCAGAGCUGUCGGCGCAACGUCAAGUACCGGCGGGUGCAGAACUAUCUGUACAACGUGCUGGAGAGACCCCGCGGCUGGGCGUUCGUCUACCACGCGUUCGUUUUUCUCCUUGUGUUUGGUUGCUUGAUUUUGUCAGUGUUUUCUACCAUCCCUGAGCACACCAAAUUGGCUUCAAGUUGCCUCUUAAUUCUGGAAGAAGUCAAAAUAUCACUCUUUGCAGAUGAUAUGAUAGUAUAUAUAAAAUCUUCUGGCUGUAUGUCCAGGAAUAGGGUGUGGGUUGGGAGGUUCAGAUUUGCAUUCAUCGAUUUUUGCCUGUUAUAUACCAUUGUUCUCAUCGCUUCAAUAGCAGUUGUCUCUGCAAAAACUCAGGGUAAUAUUUUCGCCACGUCAGCGCUCAGAAGUCUCCGGUUCCUACAGAUCCUGCGUAUGGUGCGCAUGGACAGAAGGGGAGGGACCUGGAAGCUGCUCGGCUCUGUGGUUUAUGCUCACAGCAAGGAACUAAUCACAGCCUGGUACAUUGGAUUUCUGGUUCUUAUUUUUUCAUCCUUCCUUGUCUAUCUUGUGGAAAAGGAUGCCAAUAAAGAGUUUUCGACAUAUGCGGAUGCUCUCUGGUGGGGCACAAUCACACUGACAACCAUUGGCUAUGGAGACAAAACACCCCUAACGUGGCUGGGAAGACUGCUCUCUGCAGGCUUCGCACUCCUUGGCAUUUCUUUCUUUGCACUUCCUGCUGGCAUUCUUGGCUCAGGUUUUGCAUUAAAAGUACAGGAACAGCACCGCCAGAAGCAUUUUGAGAAAAGAAGGAACCCAGCUGCCAACCUCAUCCAGUGUGUCUGGCGAAGUUAUGCAGCUGAUGAAAAAUCUGUUUCCAUUGCAACCUGGAAGCCACAUCUGAAGGCCUUGCACACCUGCAGCCCUACCAAGAAAGAACAAGGGGAGGCAUCAAGCAGUCAGAAGCUGAGCUUUAAGGAGCGAGUGCGCAUGGCUAGCCCAAGGGGCCAGAGCAUUAAGAGCAGACAAGCAUCAGUAGGUGACAGGAGAUCCCCAAGCACUGACAUCACUGCCGAGGGCAGCCCCACCAAAGUCCAGAAGAGCUGGAGCUUCAACGACCGAACCCGCUUCAGGCCCUCACUACGUCUCAAGAGUUCCCAGCCAAAGCCAGUGAUAGACGCUGACACAGCCCUUGGCAUUGAUGAUGUGUAUGAUGAGAAAGGAUGCCAGUGUGAUGUGUCUGUGGAGGACCUCACCCCACCACUUAAAACCGUCAUCCGAGCAAUCAGAAUUAUGAAGUUUCAUGUUGCAAAGCGGAAGUUUAAGGAAACAUUACGCCCAUAUGACGUAAAAGAUGUCAUUGAACAAUACUCUGCUGGUCACCUGGACAUGCUUUGUAGAAUAAAAAGCCUUCAGACACGUGUUGAUCAAAUUCUUGGAAAAGGACAAAUGACGUCAGAUAAGAAGAGCCGAGAGAAAAUAACAGCAGAACACGAGACAACAGAUGACCCCAGCAUGCUCGCCCGGGUUGUGAAGGUUGAAAAGCAGGUCCAGUCCAUCGAAUCCAAGCUGGACUGCCUGCUGGAUAUCUAUCAACAGGUCCUCCGGAAAGGCUCUGCCUCCGCCCUCACUCUGGCAUCCUUUCAGAUCCCGCCUUUUGAAUGUGAACAGACCUCUGACUAUCAAAGUCCUGUGGAUAGCAAAGACCUGUCUGGCUCAGCACAAAACAGCGGCUGUUUAACGAGGUCAGCCAGUGCCAACAUCUCAAGAGGCCUGCAGUUCAUCCUAACGCCAAAUGAGUUCAGUGCUCAGACUUUCUAUGCGCUUAGCCCUACUAUGCACAGCCAAGCUACCCAGGUGCCCAUGAGUCAAAACGACGGCUCCUCCGUGGUGGCCACCAAUAACAUUGCAAACCAAAUAAGCGCCGCACCCAAGCCAGCAGCCCCAACAACUUUACAGAUCCCACCUCCUCUCUCGGCCAUCAAGCACUUGUCCAGGCCAGAACCUCUGCUCUCAAACCCCACCGGCUUACAAGAGAGUAUUUCUGAUGUCACCACCUGCCUUGUUGCCUCCAAGGAAAGUGUUCAGUUUGCACAGUCAAACCUGACCAAGGACCGUUCCCUGAGGAAAAGUUUCGACAUGGGAGGAGAAAGUCUGUUGUCUGUCCGCCCCAUGGUGCCCAAGGACUUGGGCAAAUCUCUGUCUGUACAAAACCUGAUCAGGUCGACAGAAGAACUGAACUUACAGUUUUCAGGCAGCGAGUCAAGUGGCUCUCGAGGCAGCCAAGAUUUUUAUCCCAAGUGGAGAGAAUCCAAAUUGUUUAUAACUGAUGAGGAGGUCGGUGCCGAAGAGACAGAGACAGAUACUUUUGACGGCACCCCACCGCCUGCGGGGGAAGCUGCUUUCUCAUCAGACUCUCUAAGGACUGGAAGGUCACGGUCAUCUCAGAACAUUUGUAAGACAGGAGACAGUACAGACGCCCUCAGUUUGCCUCACGUCAAACUGAACUAAGCUCUUUGUUUCCUUUCUAAGCAUAGCUGUUCUUUUAGCCAUACAUAUCACUGCAUGAAGUUCUCUGGAAGCCCGUCUAUAGAGUUGAAAUCGCACAAGAGUCAGGAAGAACGCGAAAGGCCAUUUAUAAGCCUGUUAUCUUUUAAUUGCAUGAAAAUGCAUGUUUAGGGGUGGCAGAAAUUCCAAGGUACAUCGACAUUAAUCCAUGCAUUUAAUAACGUACCUUGAGUCUAAAAUCCCAAGCCAACAGUCGCUGCUGAUGCUAUGGGGUGUGUGAAGAUGCCGGGAUAUUAGUUCAAUUGCAAGAGUUGACGCUGUGUUUUGAAAUUGUGAAAGUAAACGCCUUCAAAUUUCAGGCAUUUCUGCUUUAUGACUAGAUACAAAGUACAUUUUCAAAAUUAGGCCAUAAUGUAUGUUUAGACACAAUGGCUAUCAACAGCUGCUAAUAACAAAAGUAAAGCAGAAUUUGGAAUAUAACCGAAAUGGCUGCUUAUUUCAAGAAACCUUUGCCAACCCGUUCCUCCUAAGUCAUUUCAUCAAUGUAAUUUGAAUGUCAAUCUGUGUGCUUCUGGUGACUUAGCGAUGUGGCAAGCAGUUUCGCACAUUGUUUUCAUGUUGUCCUUUAUGCUGCGAAUGUUUUCCAAUUAGAAUAUGGCCAGAUAAUGUUAUUGAGGGCCAGUGGGGGAGGAGACUCCCCUUCCUACGGCAUCUUCCACUUUGUGACAACAUAGUCUCUAAUGGAGGAGUCAACUCUGAAAAUGGUCAACCUCUCUACAAGCAUAUGAAGUACUGGUGGAUUUAACAGCCUGUGCAACGGGGCUGGUCUCUCUGUGAGGAUACAACCACAGGAUUGCCCACCCUGUCCCCUCAAAUGGCCAGGGUUACUAGCAAUUCCCAUGUAGUGGACAUAGAGGUAUAGGGCCUGGGGAAGGGGUUUCCUACUUGAGGUUGGGGGAAAACAACUUGGAAAGACUCCACAGUUACCACAGGUGGGUGACAUUAAAGGAAGUACAUCCCCAUCCCCAUCCCCACCCCACCCCCAUGGGCAAGGAGGAGAGGAGCCCAAAAUUUGAAAUAACUAGAUUUUCUUAGAAAAAUAAAUAUUGCUAGAAAAUCCAACUACCUAAACAUCCCUUAUUCUUAUAUAGCAGAGAAUUUUGCAAGCUAUUUAUUUUUAAUAUGCCCUGAGUGUCUUUUGCUAUUAAGUAGCACAUUUUGCAUAUGAAAGGCUAAAAUGAAACUUCCUUUACUUUUAUACUAUAGUGAACAUUUUUCUAUUCUUCCCAACAAAGUUAUCCCAAAUAAGAAACUACCGGCUCAGUUUCCAGGUUAUGAAUAUUUAUAACUGCAAACCAGAUAGCACUGGAUGGGUCUGCAGAUCAGAACUCGUUAGUCAUGUAUCAUGAUGGAAAAGAAACAAAUAAAAAAGUAUAUUUAUUAAAAAUGUAUUUCCCAAAAGGCAAGUAAUGCUGGAUGCUUGUUAGAAUUCAACCCCAUACCUGUAAUCAUAGAGAUGGGGAACUGAAGAUAGAGGAUCAUGAGUUCAAGGCUAGCCUGGCUCAUACAGCAAGACUGUGUAAAGAGAGUGGAGGAGAGGGGUGCUAACGAAAGAUCUAUAACUGCCAUUUAAAUUAUAUAAGCUUUAACUAAAAGAUUCCUGAAGCCAGGCGUGGUGGCGCACGCCUUUAAUCCCAGCACUCGGGAGGCAGAGGCAGGCAGA